AUGUCGUCCUCCAUGACUAUUACGGUGCAUCGAUUUCCUCAACAGUUGGAUUUGGUCAAGGAAGGGAGUGUUCUGCUUUGCGUUUGCGCAAUUUCUUUGAUGGAAGCUGAUUCCAGUGGUGGCUUUGAGUCACCGCCUGCAGCUCCUCAGGAGCUACUUCGAUAUUCUGUGAUACGUGUUUAUACGAGCGAAGCCAUGAUCGAGGACGCGGAGGAUUCCGGGAAGCGAGACUUCCCGAAUCUCAAGGCCAGUGCGAACGUUGCAGAGGAGGUGAAUGAUGAAAUCGUGUGCCGGAAUGCAAAUGCUGCCUCGACUUAUCGCAUCAAGAAUGAGGACGUACAAGAAAAUCGACUGACUGUCGACAAAUCGCCUUGUGAUAUGUUACAAAUUACUUCGGAAGCGAGGUCGAAUGCGAAUCGUGGAUUUCGAAAUCUAGUUAUGGACUGGUGGCGUUUCUCUCAUGGACCAUGCCAGUUAAAAUCGACCCACAUCUGUGAUAUCAAUUGCAAGGACAUGUCCGAGCAAAUUGCCGAUGCUGUUGCCAAUCUAAAAGCUCACCUCGGUAAAUGUGUUAACGGCUCGUAUCCGCGUGGACCUGCAAAUCUCGACAGUUGGGGUAUUCAUCGAUCUCUUCGACUACGUGGUGGCGCUGGCGCUGCCGCCGAUACGAAUUCCAGUGGAGGCGGUUGGGGAAAUUCUGGUGGAUCAAAUGGUUCAACGGCAGUUGGAAACCCUCCGUCCUGGAACCAACCUCCACCAAAUGUUCCCGCCGGGCAACAGCCAUCGAAUCCCUCGUGGGGUCAGCAGUCGAAUGAGAGUGGUGAUGCGUCGGGGAAUUCUGUUGGGUCUGGAGCCCCUCCUGCGAAUGGGAGUGGUACGUCGUGGGCACAAGCAGCUGGGAAAGGGCUCCCGAAUAACACACAAGGAAACUCGAAUAGCCCUGGAACUUCUGCAAAUGGUAACGGUGGACCUGGCUCCGGUCCGUCUCACGCUUCUGGAUCCGUCCCUAAUGGCAGUAGCACCUUGUCAGGUAGCUCUAACGAUUCUCAGCAGCAGAAGCGAGAACUGGAGAAAAUUAGGGAAGCUCUGUACGCAACGGACGGCUGGGGAGGAAAAAACGUCAAUCAAGAUUCAGAAUGGAUUGUUCCACCGUCCCCGCCACGAAGCCCCACCAGCGAAAACCCGUCUUCAUGGAAAGCAACGAACAACUCCACUGGUACGGAACUGUGGGAGAAUAACAUCAGAAAUGGGGGCGUAUCUCAUCGAAUCCCGGAAAUUCCGAAUAGCACCGUUAAACCUCCGUGGGGUCGCUAUGGCAAUUCCAAUGAAUUUGGUGGUCAAUGGGAUCCGGAUGAUGAAAACGGAGAACCUGGCCAAUCUUGGACCGCACCUCCACCGAAUCAAUGGGGUUCUGGAGUGAAUGCUGGACAAAGUAGUGCUUCCGGAAUGUGGCAGGCGGGCAAGGAUAAAUCGAAUGUUGACUGGUCAAAUCCAGGAACUUCAAACUCCGGUCCGGCAUGGGAUCCGCGAGGUCCAAAUACAAAUCGCUGGGGUAAUUCUCUCCCGGGCCCUGUUGGAAGCAUGGGAAAGCCAAGCGGUGGCCCUGGUGUGCCAGCCGGCGGUAGUUGGGGAGCUAAAAGUGGAUGGGGCGACGAAGGUGCUGCAUCUGGAAAAGGCGGAGAUGACGGUACUGCGCUUUGGGGAGACGCGAGUGCCCCUGGGGGUAUGCGGAAAAAGGAAGGAAUGAUGGGUCGUGGUAUGCCCGGCAGUGCCGGCGUGAGGAUGCCCCCCGGUGGCCGACCGCCUGGGCACCGAGGUUGGGGUGACGAAGGACCCGUCGCACCUGACCCGGCGGGUACCUCGAAUUGGGGCUUGCCGCCGUCCUCCCCCCCACAUCUUGGUGGUCCCGCUGGUUGGGGACAAAAGCCGAAACCUUCCGGAAUGGGAUGGGGUGAAUCCAGUGAUAUGUUGGAUUCCUCCGGUGGCAAUUGGGCCGGACACAAGCAGGGGAAAAUGAUGGGCAAGGAUUUAUGGAAGCAACCCUACGGUGGCUACAACAAGGAUGAUUCCGGGGCGAUGGGAGGUGGAAGAAGCAUGGAAGAGAUGCCCGAGGUGGGCCACAGCUAUGGUUCGCAUAGAAACGAUCCUGCAAAUAUGGAUCCGUCUGGCGUGGGUAUGGGUGUGCAGCCGAGCAGUGCUGGACCAGGUGGCUGGCCUCCCUCGAAUCUUGGCGGAGGGAUGCGGAUGGACGAGCAUCACCAUGGCCACCAUGGAGGGGGAUUUGGCGGGAAUAAUCCGUACGAGUCGGGAAUGAUGCCGGGCGCAGUCGGAGGUGGAAUGGGUAGGGUUCCUGGCUCAGGAUUCUCUGGACAAUCGCAACCAAACCUGCCGCAGUAUAUGCAGGGAAGAGGUUCCGGUGGGCCUGGAAUUCCCGGAGCCGGUGCAGGUAUUGGAUCGUCGUCGGUUGGAUCCGGAGUGCGUCAAGGACAACCUUCUUCGCAGCAAUUACAACUUCUCGUUCACCAAAUUCAUGCCGCAGUUCAGUCAGGACACCUCAAUCCUCAGAUUUUAAAUCAAAAACUCAGUUCAACCACGUUGGUGUUGCUGCACGAUUUGCUGAAUCAGAUCAAAAUCCUCCAAGGGCUGAUGUCGCAGCAAAUGCAGUACCAGCAGGGUCAAGUUCGUGGUCUGCCACCGAAUGCAGUGAUGCAAGUGUCGGUGAAGAUAACGCAAACUAAGCAACAAAUUCAAAACUUGCAAAACCAGAUCAACGCCCAGCAAGGAAUUUUCACAAAAUCUGGUGGCCCGCAUCUCGGAGGACCCAGUGCAAUGAUGAUGGACUCAAAUAUGACGGGUGGAAGCGGGUUCCAGAAGUUUGGUCAAGGUCCUGGGGCGGCAGGGUUCGGGAGUGCCGUUGGCCAGGAUCCGAUGUUCUCGUCAAUGAUGGGAUCUAUGAAUCUUAAUGCGUCCGGAAUCUUGAUGGGAUCGGGUGUGGGGAUGGGUUCCCACACAAAUCCCGGAGAUGUAGCCGGAGUUGGUGUGGUGGAUUACCAACAACACACUUCCGGAAUGCAAUCUUCGUCGUCGAGGUUUUUUAAUGAUUGGCGUGCCGGCGAUGCGAACAAGCGGGAUGACGGAAGUGCUGGACUUGGCUACUCUGGUGCAGGGAUGCUUGGAGGAGCCGUUGAUGGAACUUGGGCCACGACAAAUAUGAAGGUAGAAACUGGGGGCUGGCCAGAUUCUGCCAUGGGCGGAGUACCCGGUUCGCAAGUCGGUUGGAGUAGUGGUGGAGGAGUCGGAUCCAGUGUCGGGUCUUCACAUUACAACAUUUCCGAUCUUCCCGAGUUUGAGCCGGGAAAACCCUGGAAAGGAAACCAACUAUUGAAAAAUAUCGAGGACGAUCCUACGAUUACUCCGGGAUCCGUGAAGCGAAACCCAUUUUCUGUGGCAGCGAUUAAAGAGCCCGAUCUUGGUAUGAAGACACCGUUGACCUCAUCUGAAUCUGCAGCGACCUCGACUUCCACUGGAUCUAAACCUGGCAGCGGAUCUGGUAGCGCUGUCGUAUCCACUUCCGGAGCUCCUGGUUUUGGCACGUCUACUUGGAGUUACUCCUCUGGCCGCAAUACAUGGCUCGUUCUGAACAAUCUGAGUCCAGGCAUGGACUCGUCAACGUUGAAAACACUGUGCAUGCAACACGGUCCUCUGAACGCAUUCCAUGUGAUGUCACACCAAGGCGUCGCACUCGUGCGCUACUCAUCGUACGAUGAAGCGUCAAAAGCUCAGGCCAGCCUGCACAACUGCAUUUUAGGCUCGGCCACGAUCCGUGCGGAUUUUGCGUCCGAUUCGGACGUUCAGUCUUUCCUUGGGAAUUCAUCGGUUCAGCAGUCCGCAGGGGGAGGUCAAGGCAUGCAGACCUCGCAAAACCAGAUGCAGCAACUCAAUUCUUCCGCAACUUGGUCUAGUGCCUCGAUGACAUCGCAAGGGUCUGCGAAGACUCACGAGACGUCGUGGGCGCAGUCUGGUAUGAAUUCAUGGAGCGGCGGCGGUGGAAAUGCUUCUUCGCUGUGGGACUCCGCCGACCAGUCACACUCGUACUUGCCUGACAAUCUCAUCUAAAUGUGGAAGACUGAUUCCAGAACCGCCCUCGACAUUCGUCCUGAUUCGUCUCUGAAGUAUUUGUAUGUGUAGAAACACAAGGGCAUGUGUUUAUUCCAGUGCGGCGAAAACGUGAGGGACCCGGUUGACUGUUACUGUUCUUGGUUUGCUGUGAACAGUGUUCCGUGGCGUCCGUUGAUUUCGGCGUUAACGUUACGGCUGCCCUGACUGCAUCGUUUCGCCAGUGUGGGGUUGAGUGAGUUCGGAAGUCUAGAAGCUUUGCUGAAGAAGACUGCCAACAACAGGCUUUCGUUCUUGUACGUAAUUGCUGAAAAUCUCUCACAAGAAAGAGCAUCUUGGGUUCGGUCCAAGUGUAAUUAAGUGCCCAAAGAGUUUCGGUAAUAACGCAGCAUUAUACUCUUGGCUCAUGUUUGAGUCACGAUCGACCUUUCGACUAGAAAUAUAUCUACUUUAUUUGGCUUCGGAAGAGAAAAAUCCACGAAUCGACUCGUUUUGGUGACGUGCUUAUUGUUCAUACACGUAAAUUUAUUAUAUCUGAAGUGUCAGUUGAACAGGUCGGAGAAAUCAUCUGCUUUUCAAUUAAGAUUUUCUUUAGUCGAUAGUUUAUCGCGUGAUGGUCUAUCAAUUAUCUCUUCUUUUUUUAAAUGUCUCCGAUUUGACGGUAACAAAGAUAUGACCUUCGUUGCUCACGGACCCUGGCGGUGUGUGGUUCAUAUCUUAACGAUUGCACAAACCGCAGCCUGCCGUGCUUCAAUGGGAUUUCAUUGACGAGUUGAUGUGUGAUGAUGGUGGGUGUACCUGAAGUAAGAAUAAGUGACCUGCUUGCUGUACCAAAUGCUAUUUCGCUGUUUAUGAGUGCUCCUUUAUCUCGCUCGCUGUUCGUGUAGCGUAGGACAUUUCAUUAGAUUUAUCUACUGGUUUGUGUAAGAUCAUCCACAUUUUCCUGUGCUUUCCUGUCCGGAAAAACUCGCCAUCCGAUUAUGUUUAUUCUCUGAAACGCAAUCUGAAGAUGAAACUGCUUUUGUCUAUGGAUGAACUUUGGACGUGGGAAACGAAUGUUCCGAAUCCGGUAAACCGUGCAUGAAAAUCGUUGUGCAUCCGGAUUCACGAACUUUUCCAACAUUUCCUGAUUCAAAGAACUCUUAGAAUGAUGCGCGUUGUGUGUGUCUCAUUUCCAAGACGGUUUUUUUUUUUUUUUGGAUGUUGUGACAGUAUUCCAUUCUCAGUUGAAUUUCGCGAAAGUCGGCGACCUAGUCUCACUCGUUAUUUACUGAAGCCUGUUUUUUGUCAUUUUUGGGGACAUUUAUGAAGGCUAGUGUCUUUUUCCCGCGGAAGAUGGGAUCCCUUAGCUUUUUAAAGACUCGGCGGUAUGCUCAUUUAAAGUGAGUUCAAUUGGGGACCAACAACGGAUCGAAAAAGUCUGAGCAGAUCAGGAAUGUAUUAAGAUCCAUCUCCAUAGUAUGUGGUCCGACUAAUACUACUUGAUUGAACGUGUUGGGAACUACGAGGGCUAACUGGUUUCUGCGCAAAAUUUGUAGAAAAUAUUUAAACCAAUGAAAGAUUAUACCUUUAUUCGUUAAUUUUUUCAUAAUGGCCGUAUGUACAUUUUAAUUCUCUCAGUAGCUUCCAUAUUUCGAAUAAAAUAAAUUCCUUGAGCAUGAAAUUGGGCGUGAUUGGAACUCGUGUGCAAAUUAGGCAAACUUUCAAAACUCAAAUGUUCAUGUCAGAAGAAUCUGACUUGAAUUACCUUUUCAUUCGAAAAUUCUUGAGUAUCUCAGUUGAACAGUAGUACAAUACUUCGAUUAUUUAGGCUCCACUGCGUCUGACGCUAAACUUUUUUUAAAGGGAUCCAAUUAGCCUGCCUACCUCCCAAUUUUAAAUGUAGUUUCUUUAUUUUAUUCAUAUAAUUAUCCAGGCCAAAGCAUUUCAAGUUCAGUCUCAUUCUUGAAAAUAAUUAACCGUUAAUAUAAUUCGUGUUUUUUUUUACACUUCGAAAACUUCUCAUGUGUGAACCAGGUAACCCUCUUCGUUCCCCAAUUUGAAGGCCUCAAAUUCAACUGGCGAUCAUUUCUCCUCUUGCCUUGUCAAGGUGCACCCGUGGUCGUUGUUUUUGGCCGCAGUGGUAUUCUGAUAACUCUGCGUUACCAAACUGGGGUAGCUUCGUAAAAGAAAAGAAAAAGUACGAGAAAAAAAUGAAUUCUUUAGUUUUAUAUCUGGUUUUUGAGCGUCCGGUCAUGAUCUCGCUGUUCCGCUACCGCCCGAUUUGUGCAGUAUCCAGGUACGUUCAGGUGACCUUGUUGAUUUUUUUAAGUAAUCACCAGUGUGAUGAAGAUUUGAAUUUGUCCGAAAUCGUGCCAAAAGUAUUGCUGAGUCUUGCGAAAUUUGUCCUCCCUCACUUCGAUCUGCCUACUAGACCAUUCUUUUUUUUUUCUGACUAUAGUGACGUACUUCGUAUCAUUGUAAAGGAAAGCAUCUUCGACCGAGAUCACGAAGUUCCGUUUUGUUCGUCCCGUCCAUUCAGUUAGGAAGUUUUCACGGAAAACGAACGGCUUUGCAACGGGAUUCCCUGGAUUGUGGUUUAUUUGAAUACGAGAAGUAUGGAUUUAUGUUGAGAAUUUGACUCGUGGAUUCAGCGUCCAAGUGAAUCUGCAGAAGUACCGAGAUGAGGAUUUGACGAGUGAUAACACCAAGAUGGAGUUUUGUCACUUCGUGAUGAAAAAAAAUUGUUUCUUCUGAUCGGGCGAUCUGAAGGAGGCAUUUGGCCUUUAACAACGCGUCUCAUGUUCGCGUUUACGAUAUUUUGUAGUCGCGUCUAUUUUUCUGUUCAUAACAUUUUUUUCAAUGCCAGAGAAGUGCAAACUUUUUUGAAUGAGCCGCACCCGGAAAACCCCAUUCGAUUAUCUGUCCAGCUGGAGCAGAUGCAUAUGAAUUCUUGGCUGUUAUUUUUUUUGUUCCUUCAAGAUUUCGGACCGUUUUUCAUGUUUUUCCGAUGGAGCAUAUACCUUGAAUAUUUUGAGUCCUGAAGUUUUGACAUACUUGAGAAGGGGAAAAAUAAUUAGAUAGUGCUGCUCUAUGAAAGCGUUCUUUGGCCUUGACCUUGUUUCUUGUAACACUGAGAUGUUGGAAAGUCAUGCAUGACUGAUGCCAUUAGAGGAAUCAUGUUCCACGUCCCUCGAAACGAUGCAAUGGUAAGCUGACGGAAAUCCGAGCAAGAAUUUUCUUUUUUUAUUGUUUUCUUUUCGAUGGGAGGAAUCCUUUGUGUCGGAAAGUUCUUAAUGCUGAAAUCAGGAUAGGCAUUUUACCCUCGUGCUCUUCCAUUGGGUAAAAACGAGUGUGCUGUGCAGUGAUGACAGUCCUCACGAAAAGUGCUGGAUUUUUUUUCAUUUGAUUUUGCUCUGUUGACGCGUGAGCGCUGUAUCGAUGGGGGAAAACGUUGGCCUGUAAGGGAUUUUGCGUUAAAUACGGAGCCAUCCGGGAUUGGGAUCGGGAUAAAAGUGAUGUCCGUUUGAUGUUGACGAAUUUUUGCGGAUGGGAAUACGGCCGACCCUUUCUGUCGGAUUUUUUUUUUCGAGUAUCUCGUUAGCCAAAGCUUUCGCCGUUGAAGAUCUUUCGUCGAAGAUGUUUUUGAGACGUCUGUGAGGUUUGGUGCAUUUUGAUUGUGAAAACGGUUGUCUCGAGAUUGCGCAAGUGCGUUUUGUUGGGAACGGUUACAAUGGAAUCGAUGCAAAAGCCUGCCAUUUGUGAUACAAUGCUCGAGCAACGCGUUCAAGUCGCCACGCCAAACCAGAUUUCUAGCCAGUUCUGCUGGAAUGUCAAAACCUUGUCCUGUAAAAGGGUGGUUGGUGGUCCCAGCGUGAGCGAUUUCGCAUAUCUGAUGCUCUUAGAUGCAUGUAGAAGUUUGGAUUCGUUGCGUAUGUGUUAGGGGAUGGUUAACAAAACUGAACGAUUGGGUUUGUAAUUCGCGUUCCACUCGGAGAUUGUUGCUUGAAAGUGAGCCGCGAUUUGUUGUUCGGAUGAAAGAGUCCAGCAAACGAAUGCGUGUAUAUUAUGAAUAUAUUCAAGGAAUAAAAGAUAGUUCUGGCUACGGA
Messenger RNA from Notodromas monacha, 8204 nucleotides. The record is from the annotation of a GenBank genome assembly. Lineage: Eukaryota; Metazoa; Arthropoda; Ostracoda; Podocopida; Cyprididae.